This is a messenger RNA of Volvox carteri f. nagariensis, 4926 nucleotides long. RefSeq lists its product as uncharacterized. The record is from RefSeq and is a predicted model, not a curated record. The transcript has 27 exons. Gene Ontology annotation, cellular component: plasma membrane. Bases 73 to 4926 code for a protein of 1617 amino acids. NCBI's taxonomy places the organism in Eukaryota, Viridiplantae, Chlorophyta, Chlorophyceae, Chlamydomonadales, Volvocaceae. Gene Ontology annotation, molecular function: calcium-activated cation channel activity.
GUCCCCCUCAACAGUUACAAUUUAAAAUGUUGUUUACUUUUCUGAAUCUCAAAAUGCAUAGGUGUAGCACACAUGCUGGUGGCUAAUGCAAGCCAGUGUUUGAAUAUCCUCUUGGUCGCAAUAGCGAAGAUUAAGGACAUGUCAGACAAGAGCGUUGUGAACACUGCGUUGGGCAGGAUUAUCGGGGUGAAGAACCAGGUGUCGGAUACGACCAUUAUAACCGGUUUAUGGAUCUCAGGCGUAGUCGGCACUGCAGUCAUCAUACUCUUUUGCGUGCUUCAACGCGUGAGCCUGCUGUACAAGUACCGGUUGGUUGCCAACCAUGUACGGGUCAAGCCCCCAAAGCUGCGGGAGCGCGGUCUCAUCUCCUUCAUUGAUUGGGCCAUCAAGUCGAUAUCGGUGUCGGAUGUGGACUUCAUUCUCUCGGCCGGACUAGAUGCGCUGAUCAUGGUGAAGAUCUGUGCGCUAGGUGUGCAGCUGUUUCUACCCCUAUGCAUUCUGGGAACCGCAGUCCUCAUCCCGUUGCACUGGACUGGGGGCGCCUCCAAACAGCUGGACGCUUACCAGAGCGGAUUCAUGCGCCUCACAAUGUCCAAUAUCCCGCAUGGCUCCAAGGUCUUUUGGGUGCAUCUGGGUUUUGUCUACAUCUACCUGGGAUGGGCUAUGGUGCUGCUACACUGGCAUUACCACCAGUACCUCACCAUUCGCCAGCACUACCUGCGGAAAGGUGAUGACGUAAAUCUGUGGCGGGCUCUGUACGAAGAGCAAGGACGGCCGGAUCCGCCACAGGGCAAGGAACCUAGGGGCUCGGAAUUCAUCAACGGCCUCUUGCGCAGCGUGCAGCUGAUCAAGGCACUCAUGCCGUCGGGCGUGCCUGUCAGCGGGCCCACGUCCCUGCCUGCAGACGGCCGGGACGAGGAGGAUGAAGAUGAGGAAGAGGACGAGGGCUUUGCGAUGGGUGGCAUGCCAUUGCCGUUGGAGUUGAGGAGGACGACCCUGGGAGGCCUGGACCCAGUUGGGGCCCGGUCGCCGAGGGGCUCUGUGGACGGGUGCGGACGCGUGGUACACGUGCGAGGACAUGGGGAUCUUUGGGCGGGGGAGUGGAGCCAAAGCCGCGUACUGCAGCUCUCGGGGGCGCAUGACGCACCGACGGCCGGGUCGGGGACCUCAUCAAGGCUGUCCCGCCGGACUCUGGCCCAAGCAAUCCGCAACCGCGUUACCGGCUCUGGAAGCACCGUGUUGCGGGCCUCGGGGGCACAAGACCAUGGCAGCAGACUCAUCCACCGGGCCGCCUACAGCAUCGGACCCCGCGCGGUGGCGGCCCCUAGCGACCAGGCGCUGCAGCACAUGCGACCACAGCUCAGCCUUGACCGCGGAGGCAGGCGGGGCAUGUCGCCGGCCCGAGGGCAGUCCUACUUGAAGUCAAGCGAGCCGGUCAGCCUUCAGCUGAAGGAAAGCAGUGACGCCGCUGCCGGCUGCGGCCUCGGUCAGGAGGGGGCUACUGAUCUGGAGGCGGGGCUGGGCCGCAGCGUUCUGGGUGCGGACUCGCGCUCUUUGGCCCCAAGCCCUUGCUCCAUAGAUCGCAAAGGGUCGGGUCUAGACUCUGAUGCGCACCUGCUUGAGUGGUGGCUGGAGCGUCCGGAAGCGACCGUCCAGUCGCGCUCACGUGCGCUGCGGGCGCAGCUGGAGAAGGCGCUGAACGGGCGCGACAUGGACUUGAAACGGCCCAGCGUGGGCCACCGCAAGACGGUGAAUGCGGAGUUCUCGGACGGCACGCGCGUGGCGGUGCUGGCGCAGCACUACGCGGUGCUGGUGACGGACGUUACAUCGCGCAGACCGCGACUGAGCAGGCGGAACAGCAGGGGCCCCGCUCAGCCUACGUUGGUAACGCUGCCUGGCAGCGAGGCCGCUGACGCCGUCACUGAAGUGCAGGUUACCGGUCGUCGUCCAGCUGGAUGCUGCCUACCUCCAUGGCUUUGGAGCUGGUGUGACCUACAGUACGGUCACCAAGCCGCCCGCAAGCUCAACCCCAAGCUUCCGGCUACUCUGUCUGAGGAGCUCCUCGCGCCGGUCCCCAGCGGUGCCAACCGCACCAUUGCGAGCAUGACGGCGCUCGCCCGUGGGUCCACUCCAUACCACUGCUCCCCCCGGGGCUCGGGGGAUGGCCGUGUCGUGCCAGCUCUGCUGAGUGGUAACCGCACAUGCAGCGUCAAUACGCCCUCGCAUGCGCAGCCUCUCUCUGCGCUACAGACCACCUCAACCGCGGGUCGUAUCGACCUGAAUCCCGACUCAUCACCGAAGAUGGCCGGUCGGUGGCACCAGGCAGUGCGCGGUGCAGCGUUGCUGGGCCGGGCCCCGCAGGGGGGCACUUGGAGCGGCAGUGGCAGUGGCAGCGGCAGCGAGAGACUGAUUCGGCUGCUGGAGAUGAUGGCCCGGGAGGCGCAGGGAAAGCUCGCGGCAAUGAGCACAGGGAUCGUAUCGGCCAACCCGUCAUUGAGUCGCGGCAGUCCCAGCAGUCAUCACACCGGCACCGGCUCUGGCACUGGUACGAGCCACCCGGUGCCGACGUCGUCUGUCAGGGCUGUGGCUCUGCCCAGGUCCUUUGGUACUGGCCCCUCAUCAUCACACCAGCAGCUACAGCACCAGGGGGUGCCGCAUCGGUUCACGGAGCCAGGUCCCGCAGCAGCAGCUGCUAGUGGCGGACAGGCCGCGGCGCGCAGAGGACAGGCAGCAAGCCCGAGGGCAGGUAGCGGCCCCAUCAUCAUCUCUCCAAGGGUACCGGUAGGCGCAUCGCUUCGCGGGGUGGCGGCACUGGGACAGCGGGAGGGCCCAAGCACCAGCGGCACAGGCGCCGGUCCGGUGGCAGAGGCGUCGUUGGAGAUUCGUGAAGAGGGCCAAGCCGGGGACGCUGCCGGGAGUGAGGGCGUCAUCCAGGAGGGUAACCACGUCGCCGGCAGCGCAGGUGCCUCGGCGGCCGCUGGCGUGGGUGCCGGUGCGGGGCAGGAUGGCGGGCGAACGGUAGUAGAUGCAGCGACGUCGCAGCGUCAGGAAGGCUCACCACCAGGGGACGAGGUGGAAGCCAAUCCGGUAUCCCAGCAGCCAACCGAACGCGAACGCCUGCGCGCCGCUGCGCUUGCCGGAUGGGAGGUUGUACGGCAGGCGGUGUGGGACGGCCGCGUGGCGGAGCUGCCGUGGCGGUACCGUUACUCGGUGGUUUCCGCCACCUUCCUGCGGCUGUUCCCCGAGGAGUUUGACCGCGCCAUCCAGGUCGUCAAUUUCAAGGAGGUGGACCUGCUGCUGAUGGAAGUGGACAAGCACAUGGCGCAAUACGAGUAUGCCAUCAAGUACGAGGAAAAGACCGGGAAGCCGCUGUACGGGUGUCUUGGGUUUUGCGGGCUGGUGGGGGAGCGGUGCAGGGUGCGCGACCACCACCGCGACAAGAUCAACGACCUCCUGGUGCAGGUUCGGAAGGCGCGAGUGGCGGCUGCCAACAAGGCGCACACGCCGUCCUGGUUUGUGUUUUUCCGCACCCAGCGCGCCGCCGCCAUGGCGUCUCAGUGCAUCAUCCACGCGGAGGACAACCGGCAGUUCCGGGUGCACCCCGCUCCCGGCCCUGACGAGGUCAACUGGUCGGCCCUCUGGUCCAACUUCCGCGACCGCGACCUGCGGCGCAACCUGAUGCGCCCGCUGGUGGUGCUCAUGGUCGCCUUCCCCAUCGGCAUAUUCACCGGGGGUGUUACUCAGCUGGACUACCUGCUGUGUCCGGCACACCUCUGCGUGGGGUUAGAGAGCGGCUCCGAAGACUGGGUUGCGGCGGGCUGCACGGACGACAUCAAGGAGCGGGAGAGCGCGGAUAUCAAGACAAGGUGCACAUUGGCUGGGAAAACGCUGUUUGGUGUGGCGCAUGCGCCGAGCCAGCAGCUGUCCUGGGAGUGGUACUGCGGACAGAAGAACCCAAUUGCGAGGCUGCUCAAGCGGCUGGUGGUGGCCUGGCUGCCCUCCCUGCUGCUCAUCCUGUGGCAGGGCAUGGUGCUGCCGCUGUUCUUCACAUUCGUGGUGCAGAUCAGUCGCCAGGCCCGGUCUCUAUCGGAGGCCGACCGCUACAUCGCCAAGAACAUGUUUUAUUUCGGUGUCUUCAACGUUUUCCUGGGCGGGGUGGCGGGCAGCACCAUCAUUCAGGGUAUCAACUCGGCCAUUGAGAAGGGCCCAAGUGAAAUCUUCAAUUUGGUCGGCACAUACGUGCCCACCUCGUCCAACUUCUUCAUCAACUACACCAUGUUUAGGGUUUUUGUGUCCGUCCCGGUGCGCAUGCUGUGGCCCCACAUCGGAAUCCGCAUGUACCUCAUCCGGCGGUACCUGCGGCUCUCGUGCAUCAUCACGCGUCGCGAAAGGGCCUUCCUCAUGGCUCCGGUGUCGCCGCGAUAUGGGUUCGAGGUGGGCAUGGUGAUGAUAAUCUUCCUGAUUGCCUUCGCCUUUAGCGUGGUGUCCCCGCUUCUGAUGCCCAUGGCGAUGCUCUUCUUCGCCAUCUCCUGGCUCUUCUGGCGCUGGGCGCUGCUCUACGUCUACGUACGCAAGUACGAGGGUGGCGGCACCAUGUGGCCUUUCGUCUUCAACCGGGUGCUGGUCUGCCUGGCCAUCUUCCCCGCCUUCACGGCAUGCGUCUUCGUCACGAAGCACGCGUAUGCACAGGCUAUUGUGCUGCUGGUUACCGUCCCUGUCAUCCUGGUCCGCUUUCACAAGUACUGCUACUACAGGUUCGAGACGGGUCUCCAGGCAAUGCCGCUGGAGGCCACGGUGGCGGCCCCACCCGCUCGCGUGGAGCCCUGGGUGUACACGCCGCCGCCGUUGCUCAGCAACCUGGCCGGGUGGCACCCCGACUGGUCCAAGUGCUGGAUGGGCUGGAACAUGCCCGUCAUGUACGGGUAA